GAUCUGUGGAUUCCUUACUUCACGAUCACAACUGACAUCACCGCCUCGGCCAUGAGGGUCCACACGGAUGGCUCUCUGUGGAGGUAUGUCCGUGCCAGCAUGUCCCUCUCUGGAUACAUGCCUCCUCUCUGUGACCCGAAGGAUGGACAUCUCUUGAUGGAUGGAGGUUAUAUCAACAAUCUUCCUGCUGAUGUUGCGAGGUCCAUGGGUGCCAAAGUGGUGAUCGCGAUCGACGUGGGGAGCCGAGACGAGACAGAUCUCACCAACUAUGGUGACUGCUUGUCUGGCUGGUGGCUGCUCUGGAAGAGGUGGAAUCCACUGGCCAAGAAAGUCAAGGUGCUGAACAUGGCAGAGAUCCAGACGCGGCUCGCGUACGUGUGCUGCGUGCGGCAGCUGGAGAUGGUGAAGAACAGUGAUUACUGCGAGUAUAUCCGACCGCCCAUUGACCGCUACGGAACCCUGGAGUUUGGGAAAUUCGAUGAAAUCUGUGAAGUGGGAUAUCAACACGGGAAAACAGUAUUUAAUGUCUGGUGCAGGAGUGGAGUCCUUGACAAGAUGCUAAGAGACAGACAAGAGACUGGCAAAUCCAAAACCGACGUAAGUGUCUGGGUUAAAUGCACUGUUCUGCAAGAGCUACUUGAUGCACACCAGAACGUGACCUGUCCCACCACCUCUUUUACGGAUCUGGCAGAAAUUGUGUCCAGGAUCGAGCCGGUGAAAGCGCCCGUGGCAGAUGAUGAGUCAGACUACCAGACUGAGUAUGAGGAAGAAAUUCUGGACACCCAGAAGGAUGAUUAUAUCAAUUUCACAAGCAGCCAGGUUGAAGAAGACUCUGACUCGGAUGAAGAUAUGCAGAUAAGAAAGCGCAGGAAUGUCCCCAGCGCGGACGGCCAGGCGAGCAGCACGGGAGAGCCGGGGUAG
Antrostomus carolinensis (chuck-will's-widow) is the source of this 921-nucleotide messenger RNA. RefSeq names its product patatin-like phospholipase domain-containing protein 7. The transcript has 8 exons. Gene Ontology annotation, molecular function: phosphatidylcholine lysophospholipase A1 activity. NCBI's taxonomy places the organism in Eukaryota, Metazoa, Chordata, Aves, Caprimulgiformes, Caprimulgidae. Gene Ontology annotation, biological process: lipid metabolic process. Gene Ontology annotation, cellular component: endoplasmic reticulum. The annotation marks the transcript as partial. The record is from RefSeq and is a predicted model, not a curated record.